Messenger RNA from Histoplasma capsulatum G186AR, 3690 nucleotides. RefSeq lists its product as uncharacterized. Bases 1 to 3690 code for a protein of 1229 amino acids. NCBI's taxonomy places the organism in Eukaryota, Fungi, Ascomycota, Eurotiomycetes, Onygenales, Ajellomycetaceae. Gene Ontology annotation, biological process: transmembrane transport. The record is from RefSeq and is a predicted model, not a curated record. The transcript has 3 exons.
AUGGGGAGGGUUGCUGCGGUAUCGGACGAUCAUACGCCAUAUUGCCUAUGUUCUUUGAAGAAAUGCUCGAUAGCCGGGGACUUCGAACUGAAGCGGAAACAGAGACGGGGGCGGGAACAGCUCUACCAAUGCGCAAAUGCGGACUACUGUGCUGAGAAGCGGAUGGUGCCGCAGGAUUACGGGAAAGGGAAUCGUCCGCGACGAGGAGGAAGAAUCGCAGGGCAGAAUGGGCGUUCGAUAAUAUUUUUGAUAUCAAUAUUUAUCGCACUUCUCACGCCUCGCUGCGCCAAUGGAGCGUUUGUCAACUUUGAAAAUUGUCUCCCCCCGUCCAUCGUCCACUCAGACCCUCUCCAGCUCCAGUUCAAGCCGAUGUAUGUCUGGGCUGUGUUGGAUAUCACUUCGGAGGCCAGAAAUCUGAAUGUGACAGUGUAUGGGAAUGUUACUGGAAUUGCAACCCAGGAACCCUAUCCUCCUCCCGAUUCUCCUAGCUGGUCCGAUCCAAAUAGCACCGUUGGGAAGAUCGUUGACGUGGAUGUAAAGAAUAAUAUGUUCUCCACGCUUUUUUCAAGAUUCGAGGUCCUCAGCUAUUCUCCAUACGUCGCCCCGGCUGAACGAUUUUGUGAUUCUUUGAUCCAGGGAGAGUGUCCCCUAGGCCCUGUUUUUGGUUCAAAUGGAACUCCACCCGAAUUACGAGCUUUUUCCGUUGCCCAUGACCUAUUCUCCUCCUAUUCUUUCACGGCCAUAACGCCUGUACUUAGAGCAACAGCUGGUGAUGCUGCUCGGUCUCAGAUUCUUUGUGUAUCUGCUGAAGUUACGCCUGUCUUAGGACCAACACUAAAUGACGUCCUUAGAUAUAUCCCCCUUGCCAUUCUCAUUCUAGUGGCGAUUGCGACGGUGUCCGCAGCCAUGUUCAGCCCAUGGGGUUCUUUGGAUCUGUUUCGGUGGACUUCCAAUUACGGACGAGACGAGGAUUUGCUGCGACUUGUUACCCCAGGAUUCGCCGACUGCCUCCAGUAUAUUCAAUUUGUGAUUCUAACCGGAUCUUUAACGUUGAAUUACCCGGGAUUCUAUCAGCCGAUUGUAAGCAGGGCAGGAUGGUCUGUCCUUAUGUUCAACCGAAGCUUUGUCAGCCAUGGAAAUAGCACAAAUCCUAUUCAGGACGGAAUGUAUGUUGUCAACGCAACCUAUGGACUAGACCGAAUGAGUCACCUGAUCGGCAUGUCGUCUGUCGAAGAUAUAUGGUCUGGGAUGGUAAUUUGGCUUCUUGUGAUUCUUGCAUGUGUCGUUUUCAUGAUCCAGCUGGGAUUCGGCCUACGGUGGCUACAUCACCAAGUCACCCAUGUACCAGAGGAAGACCUUCGCGCCAAAAAUUUACCGUUCACCAUGGGCAACGUUAUUCGCAUCGUCUUCAACUAUUUCCUUCUGCCGAUUGUAUCAUUAUCUAUGUUCCAGCUAGUAGUUACUAGCCAAUCCCCUAUUUCUACAGUGGCUUUGGCGGUUGUCCUGCUUGUUGGACUGGUUGGAUUUGCUGCUUGGCUCUUAAUUCUCAUUACGCGAACGCGCCCACGCUCAUAUAUGUUUGAUGACCUUCCGACGGUUCUCCUUUAUGGUUCUUUGUAUAAUACAUUUUCCGAUGGUGCUGCAGCUUUCUCUGUAGUAUCCGUUCUUCUCACGUUCGUUCGCGGCAUCGCGAUCGGAGCCGUCCAACCUUCAGGGAUUGCACAGAUUGUGCUUCUAGCGAUUUGUGAAGUUGUCCUUCUCCUGACGCUAUCCGCAUUCCGCCCCUUUCCGUCGCCAACAUCUAUGAACCUCUAUCAUGCGAUUUUCUCCACCAUCCGCUGUCUCACGAUACUUCUGAGUGUUGUCUUCGUUCCAUCACUAAGUGUCGGCCACGCUGCAAGGGGCUGGAUUGGUUACGUCAUCCUCCUCCUACAUGGGAUGGUUCUAGUCUUUGGAUUCUUUUUGAAUGCUAUUCAGACCUUGGUUGAGGUACUCGCCCGGCUUGCUGGUGCUGGCGGUGAGGGCGGAGUGGAGGGUGGGGCGGCAAGAGGUGGCCUUGUAAAGGUCUUUGGAAUGCGUCAGCUUUCUCGCAGAGUUCCGCGAGUACCGCAUCAUGUCCCUCGCCACAGCGCUGCCUCAGAAGUACCGAUCUUAGGCUCGGAUGGAGGGAGAAUGUCAAGCCAUGUAGAUGGUGACAGAUCUCGGAGCUUUUCUGGCAGUUCAGCACUCUUGUUAAAACGUUCUGUGGCUACCGAGAACCGUGUGAGCGCUGGUUUCGAGGCGAGUAGUUUGUACGGAGUAGGCCAUCAUCACCAGAGAAGCGGGAGCGGACCGUACACUCCUACGACUACGGGAGGAAUCUCACAUUCCACAUUCCCUGGCCAACAUUCGGGAGGCAGCGGAUCGCCACACAGCGCUUUGGCUAGUGUAAAACAUACAGAUAACAUCGGUCCUUAUUAUCGGCCCCCGAGACAUCGGCGAGCCACUUUAGACGGAAUGUCGCCUAGCAGCCGCACCCACACCUCGUGGACAAGUGGUGAUUGGACUAAUCGACGGUCAGGCAGUAAUAUGGAUGGCGAAGGGGCUGAUACGAAUGACGGUACCCCCGUCACCGGGAGCAGAACGCCUGUCCCAGCCUACCUUGCAGCUCCUAGAGACGAGUCGGAUGCGGAUAUGGACGAACCGGGCCGUUCAAGGACUGACUAUGCUGUCCGGGAGGUAGACUUUUACUAUCGCGUCCGGGGUCCUGCUCUUUCCCAUUCCGCGACGCGAAAAUUAAAAACUGGCCCUGCCGAUCCGACAGGCCCGGUAUCAUCUGCCACAGGCUGGUUCCGGGAACUCUUCCGUGGUAAAACUCGAGAAAAAGGGAAAGGAUUCGAAGUUGUUCGUAGCGCCAGAGCUCCACCACCCGGAUUGAUGCCAAAUGCCGAAGGCCGGGAGCCAUUCCCAGAACCGUAUCGAGACGAUCCCGAUACUUCAAAAUAUUCCGACUUGGGUGUAACCAAACACACCCGUCGUUCAUCGGGAUCAUAUGACACUUCUGACGAGAUAACUCAGCACGAACCAAAAUUGAAAAUGGAGCAAGCAGCCCCUACGUUACCUCCUAUCGAGGCAAGUGAAUCUAUCGAGCUUCCACGCCGAACAGGCUCCAAGAGCGACACACACGAACAAGGAAACUCCCUGACAAUCCCACCCACCAUUCCCCGCAAAAGCUCCAAACGAUACUCCGCAGUCGACAUGGCAGACCGAAUAAUCGAACCUGAGGCCGGAGCUGGACAUGGAGUGGACGUCGAAGUCGCAUCCCAACCCAUUUCUUCCGAGGAAAUUAAACAUACCGACAAUCCUGAUAUUUUUGUCCAACCAUCUUCACAACCAACCACUACUCAAGCCACUCGACUCCCCUUCAGCUCCAAACCCUCUUCAGUGCGGAGUGAGUUUGUCUCCACAAGAUCAGCCAAUUCUAGUAUUCAGAACACGACGGACGACGAAAACAACAACCAAGGGCCAAAACGGCGAAGCUCGAGGCCCUACUCGCCUUCCCGUCGUAACCAAGGCCGGCCGUCGAGCAUGGGAUUCGUUCAGAUGCAUCGGGCAAGCGAUCAUAUACACGUCACUGACACUUUGCCGUUUUCCGAAAGCACGGCGGAGAUCGUGAGCGAUCCUCCUGUUUCACCUGUUUCACCUGUCUGA